GAAAUAAGGAGGAAAAAGGGGAGAAAAAGAAGAGGAGAGAGAGAGAGAGAGAGAGAGAGAGAGAUUUCUCUUUUAUUAAUCUCGGGAAAAUGUCGGCGUCGACGGUGUGGUCCUCCGCCUCGGUAUCCGGUCCUCCGCUCUCCUUCAAGAGACCCUCUCUCUGCGCUCGUCCAGCUUCACUCUCUCACCCUAACCCUCGACCUCUCUCUUAUUCUUCCUUAAGGAUAAAUACUAGAUGUAGUUAUGCCGCAUCAGAUAUCAACGAGGAUUCCUCUUCUGUUCCGAUAGAUGUCGUAGCUGAUGUCAAAACUGAAAGGGUUGUAGUAUUGGGAGGCAGUGGAUUUGUUGGUUCUGCUAUAUGUAAAGCUGCAGUCUCCAAGGGUAUUGAGGUUGCUAGUCUAAGCAGGUCGGGAAGGCCUGCUAUCUCGGAUCCUUGGGUCGAUCAGGUCACAUGGAUAACUGGAGAUGUUUUCUAUGUGAAAUGGGAUGAAGUAUUGCCUGGAGCAACUGCAGUUGUUUCGACCCUUGGAGGUUUCGGCAAUGAGGAGCAGAUGAAGAAAAUAAAUGGAGAGGCCAAUGCCUUGGCAGUAGAUGCUGCAAAGGAAUAUGGAGUUCCAAAGUUCAUUCUUAUCUCCGUGCAUGAUUACAAUCUACCAUCAUUUCUACUCGCCUCGGGCUACUUCACGGGAAAGAGGAAAGCAGAAUCUGAGGUCCUAGCGAAAUAUCCACGCACAGGUGUAGUAUUGAGACCUGCAUUCAUCUAUGGCAAGAGAAAGGUGGAUGGUUUUGAGAUCCCCCUCGAUCUUAUAGGAGAACCAUUAGAGAGAUUUCUUACCGCGACUGAGAGCUUCGUAAAGCCUCUAAGAUCUCUUCCAGCUUCUGAUGUCCUGCUUGCCCCACCUGUGAGUGUCGAUGAUGUUGCUUACGCAGCCAUUAACGCAGUCGUUGAUGAUGAUUUCUUUGGUGUUUUCACCAUUGAACAAAUUAAAGAAGCUGCAGCUAAAGUGAAGACAUGAAAAUUCAAAGUGCAAUGGCUCUCUCUGAGGUAUAUCAUCAAGUAACGAACUAAAGGAUGGCAUUGUAGCCUUUGUUGACGCAUCAAGUGUUGAGGUUCUACAUUAGAUUUCAUUUAUACCAGCGUUCCUCACUGCUUCACAAUCCAAUCAGUCCAUUGACUAACUGCUGCUCUCA
Messenger RNA from Asparagus officinalis (garden asparagus), 1191 nucleotides. RefSeq lists its product as uncharacterized. Lineage: Eukaryota; Viridiplantae; Streptophyta; Magnoliopsida; Asparagales; Asparagaceae. Gene Ontology annotation, cellular component: mitochondrion. The record is from RefSeq and is a predicted model, not a curated record. The transcript has 7 exons. The coding region runs from base 90 to 1016 and encodes 308 amino acids. Gene Ontology annotation, molecular function: protein-containing complex binding.